Messenger RNA from Myxocyprinus asiaticus (Chinese sucker), 6358 nucleotides. Its product is annotated as protein phosphatase 1E-like. The record is from RefSeq and is a predicted model, not a curated record. Bases 145 to 2061 code for a protein of 638 amino acids. Lineage: Eukaryota; Metazoa; Chordata; Actinopteri; Cypriniformes; Catostomidae. The transcript has 7 exons. Gene Ontology annotation, molecular function: protein serine/threonine phosphatase activity; cation binding. Gene Ontology annotation, biological process: negative regulation of protein kinase activity; protein dephosphorylation.
UCUCCUUCAUACGUUCAUAUCCCUCCUCUUCAUGACGUCACGCCUGUCUGUUGUGCUAGAGAGUCGCUCUCGCCUACGAUUCAAUGUAGUGUAGACGUCUUGCCCGGAUCCAGCUGUCACUAGUCUCUCCAGGAAUGAGAAGCGAUGGCCGGUUCUGCCAACGAGGAGAAAACCUUCAAGAGGUUCUUGGAGCUGUUCUUGCGGGAGAUGAGGCCACCUCUCCACGAGGACGUACCCCUACCUAUGCGCCCCUUGACGGAUCUCAUCUCGGAGGACGAGGUGGAAGGGGAAUGCCUCGACCUCUGUCUCCAGCACCUGUGUAAAUAUAAUUGCCCUUUCUCCUUGGCAUCAGCCCUGGCCCGUGGUACAGCUGAUUGUAUCCUUCAAAGUGAUCUCUCCAUGUACCAUCUCAACAAGUGUGUGGAGGACGAAAAAGACACGCUGCCUCAGAUUGAGUCGGUGAAGCUAGCACGGUUGGUUUUUAAUAAGCUGUGCGAGACGUGCUGUCAUUGGCUCAAAGAGUUCCCUUAUCGCCGCCGCCACUUGCCGUACUACGAGACCUCCAUCCACGCCAUUAAAAACAUGCGCCGUAAGAUGGAGGACAAACAUGUCGUCAUUCCUGAUUUCAACACGCUUUUCAAUCUGCAGGAUCAGGAAGACCAGGCAUUUUUUGCCGUGUUUGAUGGUCAUGGCGGGGUGGACGCUGCCAUCUAUGCUGCCAAUCACCUGCAUGUUAACCUUGUCAGACAGGAGAUGUUCAGCAAGGACCCGGGAGAGGCCCUUUGUCACGCCUUCAAAUUGACAGAUGAGCGAUUUGUACAGAAGGCCGCACGUGAGACCCUACGCUGUGGCACCACAGGGGUCGUGACCUUUCUGAGGGGACGCACACUGCACGUGGCCUGGCUGGGUGACUCACAAGUCAUGAUGGUGCGGAGAGGUCAACCGGUGGAGCUGAUGAAACCACACAAACCAGACAGAGAGGAUGAGAAAAAGAGGAUUGAGGCUCUGGGUGGGUGUGUGAUCUGGUUUGGCACAUGGAGGGUCAACGGCAGCCUGUCCGUCUCAAGAGCCAUCGGUGAUUCAGAACACAAGCCCUAUAUCUGUGGUGAUGCUGACUACACCACCUUAAACCUGGACGGUAGUGAGGACUACUUGAUCCUGGCCUGUGAUGGCUUCUAUGACACCGUGAGUCCAGAGGAAGCAGUGCGGGUGGUCUGUGACCACUUGCAGGAGAACAACGGCGACACUGCUAUGGUGGCCCACAAACUAGUGGCCUCAGCCCGAGAUGCAGGGUCCAGCGAUAACAUCACAGUAAUUGUGGUGUUCCUUAGGGACCCCCGUUUGCCCCCACCAUCAGAGGAACCGGAGGAGGAACUAGAAGAGGAACCUGUGGAAGAUCCAGCAGAAGAGGAGGAAGUAGAUGCCUUGCAGAGUGAACUGGUGUGUCAAGAUGGAGGGGCAGAGAAUGGAGGAAAGAAUCGGAGCGGCUGGCCACUCCAGCAAUGUUCGGCGCCAGCUGACCUGGCCUACGAAGACCGCAUGGAUUCGUUUACGGACAGAACAAGUCUGAGCAUCACAGGGCCAGACCUGUGGGCAGAGACUGGCUGCUUCAGGCUCCCAGCUUCGUCAAGCCUUCCCCCGACCAGAGCCAUCGCGCCGGACCUCAUACCCCCCUACGGCGGUGCUGGCGCAGCCUGGCGCCCUUGCCAAGAGGAGGGCCUUUCUGGGUUCAGGCAAAAGCCCCAGCCUAAACCUUGGGUUCCUUCCUACACGCAGUCCAGCUCCGAUGGACAGUUACUGGAGGUGGCUGCGCUCUUUCCCCAGGAAGGACGGAGGAAGAGGCGGCUGGAGGUUAUGCCACUACGGAGGGAGUCACAGCGCCUGAUCCGGAAGACCAGGGAAAGCCAUGGCCCUCUGAGCUGCUUCCCUAGCGUGCCCUAUCCUCUCCGGUCCCCAGAGAGGAAGCCUGGGAUAGCCUUUCCCCAUGUAACCCACAGUUACACAGUUCACAAGGGUCUAAUCAACAACUUCCUCUCCCAUCAUACUGCCCUCCAUCUCUAAGGCUUAAACACACUCAUAUUACACAACACAAGCUGAGGGAACAGUAGGCAGACACACACACGCUCUGUUCCAAAACCUAGGGAACUGCCUCCAUAGGAAGCAUUUUAAGGCAUUGUUCCUGACAUGGAUCCCUUCAAAUUCCAAAAUGCAUUGUGAUUAGCUCAGUAAAACAUAAUUCAUUCAAUGCAGAAAAGUAUUAAUAAAGAUAGUUAAGUUAGGAUGCUACCUAUGUAGGCAGUAGGAGCUUACUAGGUUUUGGAACUGAGCCACAUAUUCAAACACACACAAACAGAUAGUACAUUGCUGUAACGCUUCCCCUCUCAUCUUAUAUGAGCCAGCCUACCAGAUUUCUUCAUCACUCUCAGCCAGCUUCCUCAUCCUCAUAACCCUCUAUCUGCUCCAGUUUUAUUUGUGUAUGUGUGUAUGUGCAGAAGGGAAAACAGAGUUGUGUAAACACAGUCCUAACACUUUUCUCUGUGUACCCAUACACGCGCGCAUACAGUAGUUCAAAUGUCACACUCAGUGUAAUAACUUUUAUCAAGCAGAUGAUUGCAGUCAGCGGGAAAAUGACUGAAUUUCAGUGCUUAUAUCUAACUGAUAUCUGAGGCAAGAGACAUGAUACAGCUUUUGUUUGCUAAAGCCCUUUUUUAAUGUUCAGACACUAUAUAUCAGAAUUUAUUUUAGGUUUUUAGGUUUUUUUCUGAAGCUUGUACUUGCUGUAUGAAUUGGUAAGGUAAAAAGAUGUAUUUUUGAAAUUGCAGUUUAAGAGUUAUGACCUUACUGUGGUGAGUCAUUGAUUAGUGAGUGGCAGCCAUUAUAUGCGUUUUUCUCUGUUUUUUGUAACUUUUACAUUUUUAACCCAAAACUGACUGGUUUUGGUAGCUUCCAUGGCAAAAUCAGUUUUUUUCAAACAUUCGAUGAUGCUAGCUAGAAAUAACAUAAUAUUACUGUCAGACAACAUCCGUUGCAUUACUAAUGAUCGCCUAGGUUCUGCUGUUACAGUUUGAGGGAGAGAAAGGUUUAUAUAGUUGUCUUAGUAGAUGAGCUAUUAGACAUAUCAGAUCAAAUUUAAAUAGAGUACAUGGUCUGUACAUAUUCCAUUAAUAUUCAGUUUUCAAAACCAAAGAAUGAUGGAAAUGACAGAGUAUUUAUCAGGAGGCACAAUACCAUCCCUAGAAAGGAUAUGUGUUCUAUUUCAAGUGGUACAUCUACAGAGUUAUGCUCUUCAAAGAUUUCAGGGAAAAUUAGUCUGAGAAAUUGAUCAUAAUGAGUUCAAAAACAAAGCUUUAGGGCCACAUAUCUCAAAUCUUGACAAUGGCUACUACUGAGCUGUUUAAUUAAACUAAGAUUUGUUUAACUAAACUUGUAUGGGAUAUGAAAAUAGCUCUAAAGGAAUAAAGAGGGCAGGAAAUCUCUUUAUGGUUGCAUUUGAAGUGGCCUUGAGGUGUUGAGGACAUAAAUAGUGUAGUUCAAGCAGCUCAGUGUAUGCCUGUUUUCUUCAACAGUUUCUUCCGCAUUUUCUUCCCUAUGUUUGACAGAAUGGGAAGUAAAUACAGUAAAUCUGAUCACUCUUCCACUAGUCUCUUUAUUGGGAUUCAUAUUUAUUUGGAUACUCUUUACUGGAAGCUUGUGAUUUUUCAGCCACCUCAAAUGGUAGUAGUACUUAAUCUCUAGAAUAAAAUUCAAAUAAAAAUUUAAAGGAGCAUAGCGAGGGACUCAUCUAGUUUUUCUAAUAAAAUAAAAAAAGUGUUAUCUGUCUCUCAGUCACUGAUAUCAUGGCAUCAUGAUGUAUAGAAGUAAAAUGCCUUGGAAAUUCAGUAAGGAACAAUUAGCUUGAAGGAAUGUUCCGAGUUAAAUACAACUUAAGCUCUAGCAAUUAAUAUCUGUUGAUUUUGACAAAAAAGUUGACUCAGAAAUGUGUUCACAGUAAUGCAAUGACAGUCACAACCUAGCACGCAAGUGGGUAGCACUUAAUAAAUGUUUCAAAUAUGCAACUAUCACACGGUUUCGAAAGUUUAACCAUAACACUUAAGUGAUAGAAUCAUGGUUUUGAAAGUUUAACCAUAACACUUAAGUGAUAGAAUCACUUACAAAUAUUGUCUGUGCAAAGUUAUAUCCAGUCUUUGAACUCGUGUCAUGACCAGCUUACUUUCGCUUGGUAUCGGUAACUCGUAACCAGAGGUUUUUCCAACUAGAAAAGAAGUCCCACAUCAAAAGGAUGGUUUCGAUAACAUUACAGCUCAAAUAACAAACAUUUCAAGUGCUUUAACAAAAUUACAAGCUUUACAUUUCUGCUUUCAAACCUGCUGGUCCACUUGAUGGCUAGGCUUCCAUUAUAAAUGAAUUAUUGUAAACAUGUUUUUUGUUCAUUUUAAGUCAAAAUUAUGCUGCACAUACAAAUUGUAUUUAACCCGGAAUGUUCCUUUAACCCAUACAAUGUUUAUUCACAAAGAUUACAAGCAUCUCCCCUUCUCACCAAAGUCAUACGCUUGUGUUUAUACUCUGAACGUAUAAUGAUGUCAUAAUUGCAUAUCACAAACUACUUCAGCCAUGAUGCCAUUGAGAGGUUCUGAUCAAGAUAGCUGUGCUGGCCUGGUCCGUGACACAAACCACACGUUCUUCUGACUGCUAAUGCUGCAAACCCUUUAUUCUUUCCCUCUUCCAACUAUAACUAGAGGAAUGACUUGUGCCAUUGCUACCGUGCCAUUGCACUGAUCAGUUUCCUUGUAUUUCUUUCUAUUUUUGGUGGAGGUAAGCUUCAAUCCCACAAGUUCAUUUUGUUUACCAAGACCCUCCUAAAAUAUAUCUGACACCAGUGUCCUCUAAUAAUCCUCUCUUCUCAGAAAGGGGCUUGAAUCUGAUCUUGCAUCAGUGACCUAGGUAAAAGUAGAGAAGUUUAACUGCUGUAGUGCAUCUUAACUGGUUCAGAAUGUAAAUCCAGAUGCAGAAUGUAAGUGGAAAGUUAGUUCUUCAUGGAUAAUCAAUGAAAUAUUUAGCCCACGUUAAAGAUGCCCAGACUGUCUGGAAUGUAUGUGAUUCUUUUCACAAACCACCAUCCAUUUUUAACGCGGUUUUAAACCCUUGUAAAUGUUUUCAACAAUUCGGAGCAUGUUGAAAAUGUCACCAGCUGCCCUGCCGACUGUAUCAUGCCUCAUAAAUCCGAGGUCUGCAGAAGGAGAGGAAAAUCUUGCCCCAAGGCUUUCUAGAUGGAUUGAUGGCAAAAGAUUGUCCCUGUCCCAAAAGGUACCCUCAACCCUCGUUGUCCUCUUGGAGUCUACACUUCAUCGCAUGAACUAGGUUACUGUCUGCUGUGAAAUCCAGUGUGAGCUUAACAACAUAGCAGCUGCAAUGAUGAAAUGGGACCCUCUACAGUCAAGUGGACUGCAUGGAUGCACACAAGUGAAGGCCACUAAACCAUAAGUCCAUCAAGUCUGCCAUUUUGGACAGGGCCAUUGAUGACUGAUUGAGUGCAGCUCUCAGGACAUGGACCUUACAAAGAAGCUGCACUCUAAAUGAUGUGUGCUGUCUAGAUUCAGAGAUAACCUUCCCCUUUCACCCUCACCAUCAUGUACAAUCACUCCCUACAUCCCUCUAGCACCUAAAAUGGGGCACAAAUUAUAUAUUGGAAGUGUAGUAACUUACAUAUAUUGUAUACCUUUACGUACGUAUGUGCGUUUUAAGAGUGUGCAUGGGUGCGCGUAACAUUUGGGAUAUGUAUGUGAUGUCUGUCUUAUAAAUGUGCUAUUUUGUUUCACCACUGAUAACACUAUAAUGCUUUUCAGUAACCCUCGCCCCGCUUCCUUCUCUGCACACUAAAGAACGUACUUGAAGGAUCAAGGGAAGCACGCAAGUCUAACAGAUGCAACAUUUGUCGUCUGUUAUACAGGCUCUCAAGUAGUUGUAUUCAUUAAGUACCAAUGGUGCAAGUGUUCAUGAGAUUGCCAAGUCAAAGACCAAAGUUCCAGAUGGUUCAUUUCAGUGGUCGAGUACACGACGCCCUCAAAAGAACAUCUCUUUUUGUCUUCAUGUACUCUUGAGCCUUGGCCCCUAUGGAUUAUUAGACAUAGUGUUUCCCAUUUUAGUGAUAGUCGCAAGAACCGUGUCAGGCGUGCACUCUACCUUUCAUGACGGUUAGCCCUCCUCACAUGAUGUCACUGCUUUUUGUCCAUGAACUUUUCAGUACUGUUUUUUCUGCUAGCAAUAAUGAACCUACGCAAGCCAUGAGUGAAGAGAGCUCUUUCAAAUGGCUCAUCUUCUCUAAAGCAAAGCUGAGGAAGUGUUUAAAGUAAACUAUGGG